AUGGUGCUGGGCCUGUUGGGCGGUAGCGGGGCGAAGCGGGGAAGCCGAAGUGCUUCGAUGAAGCGAAUGGGAUUGGGAGAGGGGGAGGGGUGGGCUAGUGACGGGGGUGGGCGAGAGAAGACGGAUCGUUGGAGAAGGGGAAGAUGUGGGGGUAGGAAGGGCUUAUUGGGUAAAAGUGGGGAGGAGAGCGGGGAGGAUUCCCCGAGCGGGGAAGUUUGGGGCUUGGUGGAGAGGGGGGGGGUUGUGUUGCAUGGGGGUUGGGGGUGUUGGGUGAGGGGAGAAGGGGGUGGGAGGGGGUUGUUCUUCCCCUUGGAUCCCCGUGGGGGCCCCUAG
Molecule: messenger RNA, 333 nt
Organism: Knipowitschia caucasica
Lineage: Eukaryota; Metazoa; Chordata; Actinopteri; Gobiiformes; Gobiidae
Source: the annotation of a GenBank genome assembly